GAUGGUCUCAAACAAUACUUCUCUCAGUUCGGUAAAGUCAUCGACUGCAACAUCAUGCGCGACCCCAACACGGGUCAGUCCCGCGGCUUUGGCUUCCUGCGUUUCGAAGACUCUAAGGCAGUCAACAUGGUAAUGGUCAGGGAGCACUUCUUGGACGGGAAGAUGAUCGACCCUAAGCGUGCCAUCCCGCGUGACACCUCGUCCAAGUCCUCGAAGAUCUUCGUAGGCGGCAUCCCCCAGCACACGACCAACGAGUCCUUUCGCAGCACCUUUGCGCAAUUUGGUCGGAUUCUUGACCAUAAUCUCAUGAUCGACAAGGAGACGGGCCGACCGCGUGGUUUCGGCUUCGUGACGUUCGAGAGCGAGGAGGCGGGACGCAGCGCGCUCGAGGGGAAUGGAGGUCAGGUCAUGCUCGAUGGGAAAAUGGUCGAUGUCAAGAGGGCGACAAGUAAGGGUGGAGCUGCGGCUGGCGACGGGGCAGGCGGGCAGCAGCAGCAGCGCAGCAACAACAACAACAACAACUACAAUAGCAACGCCGGUAGCGCGGACAACGCGAACAACGCCAUGUUCAACCCGAUGAUGGGCAUGCAGCAAGGUAGCAACAACGGCUUCGAUGUCAAUGCGAUGGCGAACAUGUUCUCGCAAGGCGGUUGGGGCACAGGCUCGUGGAAUCCGGCUCUCAUCCAGCAGAUGCUCAUGGCUCAGGCGACUGGCAACAGCGGAGGGCAAUGGAACCCGAUGAUGAUGAAUCCCAUGAUGAUGGGUGGGAUGGGAAUGGGAAACGGUAUGGGUGGGAUGCAAGGGAUGGGCAACUUUGGCAUGGGCGGAGGCGGCAACAUGAUGGGGCAGGGGAACGAUGCGCAGGGGCAAGGUCAAUGGGGCGGUAUGCAGCAGCAGCAGCAGCAAGGAGGCUACGGUCAACAGCGCGGCUUCAAUGCCAAUCAGCGUGGUGGCUACGGUGGGGGCAACGCCGGACAGCAAGGCGGUUAUAACGGCGGAGCUAAUCGCUACGGCGGCCAGGGACAAGGCGGCGGUGGCGGCGGUGGCGGCGGUGGCGGUCGUAUGGGUGGACCGACCGGCAUGGGCGGUCGCUCUCCCCUGCCUGGCCAGCAGAUGAGUGGAGCCGGAGGUCGAUCACCGCCUUCCGGUCCUGGAGCGGGCAGGUCGCCGCAGGGACAUCGUGGCGGCAGCGAGGCUGCGGAUGGGUAUCGCAGAGAGAAGAGUCCCGAGAGGAGAGGCGGCGGUGCAGGGGCAAAGUAUGGGGAAGAGCGACCCCUCAGAUAGCGGAGCGAUUUUUGCGGCUAUGAUUCACGAUUCAUGCUCAAUGCGCAUGUGCUCGCAUGACG
Molecule: messenger RNA, 1346 nt
Organism: Jaminaea rosea
Lineage: Eukaryota; Fungi; Basidiomycota; Exobasidiomycetes; Microstromatales
Product: RNA-binding domain-containing protein
Exons: 2
Coding region: 55-1284 (409 amino acids)
Molecular function (GO): RNA binding
Source: RefSeq, a predicted model, not a curated record